Anopheles maculipalpis is the source of this 1864-nucleotide messenger RNA. RefSeq names its product importin subunit alpha-3 (gene Kap-alpha3). The record is from RefSeq and is a predicted model, not a curated record. Bases 300 to 1856 code for a protein of 518 amino acids. The transcript has 5 exons. Gene Ontology annotation, molecular function: protein binding; nuclear import signal receptor activity. Lineage: Eukaryota; Metazoa; Arthropoda; Insecta; Diptera; Culicidae. Gene Ontology annotation, cellular component: nucleoplasm; cytoplasm; nucleus. Gene Ontology annotation, biological process: NLS-bearing protein import into nucleus.
CCGCCGCCAAGUGUUUCUGUGCGCUGGAACGUUCGACAACGGUGGCCAUUUCACGCGAUUACGCGUUUUUACGGCACACUUCUUACCUCACCAUCUGCCAUCGUGCCCAUUGCGAUUGUGUCGAUCUGAGAGUGUUGGUGCGAACGGGAGAGCGGCACGCGAAUCUGGGUGCCUAGUGCGUGUGAGUGUGUGCGUGAGAAAGGGAUAGUGAGUGAGCGCUAGCAGAAACGAGUGUGAGUCAGGGGCAGCACGUUUUGUUCAAUUCCCAGCAGCAGUUUUGCUUUUUUCCCUAUACGAAAAUGGCGUCGAUAGAUUCCCAGUCGAAGAAUCGUAUGCAGGGAUUCAAAAACAAAGGAAAGGAUCAGGAUGAAAUGCGACGUAGACGAACGGAGGUCACGGUGGAGUUGCGCAAAAAUAAACGCGAAGAGACGAUCCUCAAGCGGCGCAAUGUCCCACAGACGGCAGAAUCUACCGACGAGGAAGACUACACACUGAUGUCCAACCUGAAGAAGCUGGUCGAGAAGGCAGGAAACAGUGAAGACAAAGAGGGCCAGUUGGCCGCUGUACAGGCCGCCCGCCGGCUACUGUCCUCGGACCGUAAUCCGCCGAUUGACAGUCUCAUCGACAGUGGUAUUCUUCCAACGUUAGUCAAUUGUCUCGAGCAGGACGAUAACCAGGUGCUGCAGUUUGAGGCGGCGUGGGCCCUCACAAACAUUGCAUCGGGCACGGCCGCACAAACGAACCAGGUCGUACGCGCCGGUGCCGUUCCACUCUUCCUGCGGCUGCUCAAUUCGCCCGCACCAAACGUGUGCGAACAGGCCGUUUGGGCGCUUGGCAACAUCAUCGGCGACGGGCCGAGCCUGCGUGACUACGUGAUUAAGCUGGGCGUGGUGCAACCGCUGCUGUCAUUUAUUCAGCCGGAAAUUCCGAUCCCCUUCCUGCGCAACGUCACGUGGGUGAUUGUGAACUUGUGCCGCAACAAGGAUCCGCCACCGCCGGCCGCCACGAUUCUGGAGAUUUUGCCAGCCCUGAACAUGUUGAUCCACCACACUGACAUCAACAUCCUGGUCGAUACGGUGUGGGCGCUGAGCUAUCUGACCGAUGGUGGCAACGAGCAGAUUCAGCUCGUCAUUGACAGUGGUGUGGUGCCGAAGCUAAUCCCGCUUCUGUCGCACGUCGAGGUGAAGGUACAGACGGCUGCGUUACGUGCAGUGGGCAACAUCGUUACAGGAUCGGAUGAUCAGACACAGGUCGUGCUGAACUGUGACGCCCUGUCACACUUCCCGAAACUGCUGACGCACAGCAAGGAUAAGAUUCGCAAGGAAGCCGUCUGGUUCCUGUCCAACAUUACGGCUGGCAACCAGUCGCAGGUGCAGGCCGUUAUUGACGCUGGUCUACUGCCGAAGGUCAUCGAGAACUUGAAGCACGGCGACUUCCACACGCAGAAGGAGGCGGCAUGGGCGAUCAGCAACCUCACGAUCAGUGGCAACCGUGAACAGGUCGCACAGCUGAUAAACGAUGGUGCUGUCCAACCGUUCUGCGAUUUGCUCAUGUGCCAGGAUUGUCAAGUGAUCAAUGUUGUACUGGAUGGCAUUAACAACAUGCUGAAGUUGGCUGGACCGCACGCCGAACACGUCGCCAAUCUGAUCGAGGAGUGUGACGGUGUGUCAAAGAUUGAAGUGUUGCAAAAUCACGAAAAUGUUGAAAUCUACAAGCUCGCAUACGACAUCAUCGAGCAGUUCUUCUCGGAUGAUGUUGAUGAAGCAGUUCUCGAGGACCUCAGACCGGCAUCGGACGAGAACGCGUUCCAGUUUAAUCAGAAUCCGAACAUUCCCCGCGAUGGAUUCAACUUCUAAACCGAGCG